This is a messenger RNA of Chelonoidis abingdonii (Abingdon island giant tortoise), 3253 nucleotides long. RefSeq names its product leucine rich repeat containing 69 (gene LRRC69). Gene Ontology annotation, cellular component: cytoplasm. Gene Ontology annotation, molecular function: protein binding. Lineage: Eukaryota; Metazoa; Chordata; Testudines; Testudinidae. The record is from RefSeq and is a predicted model, not a curated record.
AUGGCAGAGCGGCUACUGCUGCGGGCGCGGCGGGGCGGGCGCGGGACCCGCUCGGUGUCGCUCCGCGGGAUGCGGCUGCAGCGCGUACCGCGGGGCCUGGCGAGCCUCCCGGGGCUGCGGGUUCUGAGCCUGCGCGACAACGAGCUGCGCUGUCUGCCCGUCGAGCUGGGCGGCCUGAGCCGGUUGACGGAACUAAAUUUGGGAAACAAUAUCUUUGAGGAAGUUCCAGAACAGCUUAAAUAUCUCAGUUCACUGCAAAAACUUCACUUGUUUGGAAAUAAAAUUACUACAAUAUCACCCACAAUAUUUGAUGGAUUAGAAAAAUUGAUAUUUCUCAAUCUGAACAACAACAAGCUUAAAUAUCUUCCUCCAGAAAUACACAGAUUAGAAAAUCUUGAAAACAUGAUUUUAAACAAUAACCAGCUAGAAAGUAUUCCUAAAGAACUAUGUUCCUUGCAAAAGCUCUCAGAACUCCAUCUAUCCCACAAUUGUCUCAUCACAGUACCUGAAGAGAUUGGAUACAUGACGAAUCUCAGAAUGCUGUGCCUGUCGAGAAACCGAAUAGGAGUGCUCCCUGACGGCCUUUGCAAAUUGAGAAAACUACGAAUUUUAGAUGUAGCAGGGAACAAAAUUCAGAUUUUCCCAAUAGCAAUGGAGGACCUUAUGCUGAGGGAACUUUACUGUGAAGAUAAUCCAUUGCUCCAGAAACAGCCUGUUUCUGCCAUACAAGAGGAAGAAGUUUGGUCUCUUAAGGAAAUAGCGGCAAGAUUUAUUUUCAGUCAGUUAACCAAAGAAGACUCCAUUCUACAUACUGCAGUAAAACAGAACUUGGAAGCAUGCAAUAUACUUUCCAAAAAACAAGAGUGUGCUCAGUGUGGGCAAGGAUUCUUGAAUAUAUGGCUGGAAUGCGUACGUUUUGUGAAUGUCAAACAGAAAAUGAAGAUAAGCAGAAACGUGCACCUCUUGCCUGUAAGGACGUUGCUGUGCUCUUACAGAUGCUUUAACCAUCCUGGCCAUGGAUUCUUUGGAAUUGCUGUACCAUAGAGCAGGCAAGGAAUUCACUCAGUACAUCAGUCAGAUUGCCCUCUUUGGCAUUGUUUACCCUUACCCGAGAGCUAGUUCUUAGAAUUCGUAUUGUGUCUUUUCUCAAUGUAAAAUAUACAGUAUAUUGUGGAGAGAUAAUGAAUUAAAAAGAAAUGAUCUCCAUAUACAUAAUUAUUCCACACAACUGCGUGAUGCUGAUGUUUUUUGGCAGACUUAACACAGCUUCUGAAAGUGAAUGAAUUAAACCAGUGACAUUGUUUAAAUAUGACGCAGAGUUUUAUAGUGUAAAUUGUAAACAGACUUUGUAUUGUGGCUUCUUUGACAGAUGUCUUAUGUUCUAAUAUGAAAUUACUAUGAAAAUUUGUUUUUCUGAGAAUUUAGGAUCAAAUUUUAAAGCUUCAAAGAAAUAUAUGGAGACGUCAAAGUGAUUCUUUAUAUAUUCUUUCAUUACCAUUAUAAAUCCAGUUUUGUAUAAGUUUGUAACUUGGCGCACAAGUGUCUUAGCACAGGAGCAAAUAUGUAUGAGUGCUUUAAUAAUGAAAAAGAUUACCAGUUUUAAGAUUUUUGGUUUUUUGCAUAAAACAAUUUUAAUUUUUAAAGAGGCACUUAUGCCUCAUGGAAAACGUUGAGAAAACAUUUUAUAUAGAAACAAUUCUUAGAUGUUUUAUUUUUGUGGUUUCUUUUCUUCCCUGCUUUCUGAUCCCUUUGUAUGUUUUUAGAUUGAAACAGGCAUUUUUAAAUCUUCCUCCCCUAAAUUUAUACUCCUCUGUUAAUGUCAUAAACCUGUCCUUCGCAACUAAUUAUAAUGUUACAAACAGGGUCCCUUGUUCUGGAAAGUGCUUAAGCAUGUGCUUAAAUGUAAGCACUGGCAGUCCUAUUGAUUUCAGUGGGGCUGUUUAUGUGUUGAAAGUUAAGGAUGUGGUUAGGUACCUUUCUGCAUUGGGUCUAGAAUUAUUUCAGGUGAGAAUAAUAAGCAGGAACAGUCACAUACUUAAAGAGCAAAGACUGUUUUUAAACAAUUUGUUGCCUAGGAGUAAAGAACAAGUUAACAAAUACCAAAAAACAAGCAGAAUUUUCUCUAAAUAGAAUAUUUUUGUGAUUUUUACAUUUCCAUGAGGCACUGGUAGAGCACCAAAAAACAUUUCUCAAGAACUUUAUCUCUAAUGUGGUGUACUCACUUUCAAGUGAAAUUCAUUGCAGACAGAGGAUGUAUCAUGAAAGCAGUACAAUAAUACAGUGCAGAUAGUAGCGGACACAGUCUGAGUGAAGGGAGGAUUCACCAUAUCUCUCUGAAACUACAAACAAGAAGGAGGGCAUUGAGGAUAGGCUAGGGAACAAACGACCAGAUCUGUGCAUAUGCAGAUUCAGUGACUCGGAACCCCUUAUAGAAGCUACAAAAGGACUCCAUCCUCCACAGUUUCCAGGUAGGACAGUCUUACAAAAUGUGAUCACUCAAUCUGUGAGAGAAUUCCACUCUUAUUAUAUUAUCAAAAAUGAGGAAACAGACGUAGAUGGAACACUGAAUGCUGAAAUUGUGCUCUUUCACAUGGACAGGAGCAUCUGCUUUGCAUUGUACACACUUGGUAUACAUACUAAAUAUGUUCUAAAUACACAUUUACAUCAUAGGUCUCGACUGUCCUAUUAAAUAACUAAUGCUGUGAAUGAAUCACUGCCUGAUCAAUCUUUCUGUUGUAUUUUCUCAGUUAAAAGGCACUUCAGAGAAACAUUUGGUUAGUUUGGUUUUAAAAUAAUUUGUUUUUUAAAUAAUUCAGUUUGACACAAAUUGUCUGAAGCAAGAAAAGUUAAAUUCAAUGCUGCCUUAGCUGCCUCCUUUUAUUGCAGUGGAGUUAUUUAUACUUGGCUUCUAAUACAAUGUGUGCUGCCUUUUUUCCUUGGUCUUUUUGGCUAAGGUCCAGGCUAAUAUUGGUUUAAUAUCUGUAAACAUCCUCUUUUGGGGAGCACUACAUAAAGUUUCCAACAGGAUGGAUUCAAUGAGCUAAUAGAUUUGUCCUGUCUUUAAUUACAAUAAUUGUAUUGUGAAGGCAUAAGAAGAUGAGUUAAGCAAUAUCAGCCUUAACUUUGAAAAACCUCACUGUCACUUAGUGCCUUGUGUGUUAAUUUCUUUGUGCAACUCUGUCUGUGAAGUACAUGAUAAGAUGAACAGAACACUUCCUCAACCUAGAAAUGCUCUCCAAGCACCCAAUAAAAC